Molecule: messenger RNA, 546 nt
Organism: Emiliania huxleyi CCMP1516
Lineage: Eukaryota; Haptophyta; Isochrysidales; Noelaerhabdaceae
Exons: 1
Source: RefSeq, a predicted model, not a curated record
GCGGAGGACGCGUCCACGCGCGGGCUGGUGCUCGAGACGGUGGAGAAGGAGUUCCCGAUGCUGCGCUGCGUCGAGGAGCGCACCUCGCUCGAGAUCCGGCCAAAGCCGCAGUGGAACCGCGCAAAGGCCGUCAAGUGGCUCACCGACACCGUGGUCGACCGCGUGGCGGGCACGCUCGGCGUCAAGGCUGUCGUGCCCGUCUACGUGGGCGACGACACCGCCUUCGGCGCGUCCAUCUGCGAGCUCGAGGGCGGCGUGUACGUCCACAUCACGGGCGGGCCGUCGUCGCACGACGGCUCCUACUUUCUGCGCGAGGCGUCGCAGGCGGACGAGCUGCUCCGCUUCUUCGUCGAGCAGGCGCACGCGGGCGUGACCGUGCGCGGCGGGAAGCUGCGGCAGGCCGAGCGGCACGCGGACGAGUCGGCCCGGCGCCGCGGCCUGCCCGCGUGGAUCGGGUCGGCGCCCGCGCCCGCCGCGCCCGCGAUGGGCGGCAGCCGACCCCCGCAGUGGCACCGCGCGGCGAGCAGCGAUCGGGUACCGCGGUGA